UUUCUUUUCUGUAUUGUUUAUAAUUUUUAUGAUAAUCCCAAACAUAUGACUUUUUGUUCUCUCUAAUUUCUUCCAACUCCUUCUUUUAUUUGCAUUUUUUUUAAUUAAUCUUACAUUUUCUCUCUCUCUUAUACUAGGUUUUAUGGAUAAAGAAUCAAUUGAAAUCAUUGUUGAUGAAAUUAGUGAACAAGAAAAGGCUGUUAUGAAGACAAUGGGUUUACCUUCACAUUUUUCAUCAUCUAAAAAAUAUGAUAAAUCAAAGAAAAAACAACAACAACAUGGAAAGGUAAAAAAAAGUCUAUGUAAAUAUUGGCAUCAAAGAUAUCGUUUAUUUUCUCGAUUUGAUCAAGGUAUUAAACUUGAUAAAGAAUCAUGGUAUUCAGUGACUCCAGAAAUGAUUGCUUUACAUAUUGCUUCAAGAUGUGUUAAAGAUGAUAAUUACAGAGUAAUAAUGGAUCCUUUUUGUGGUGUUGGUGGAAAUAUUAUUCAAUUUGCUUCAUUUUCAAAAAAUGUUUUCAUUAUUGCCAGUGAUAUUGAUCCAAAAAAAGUAUCAAUGGCCAAACAUAAUGCUACAAUUUAUGAUGUAUCUCAUCGUAUUGCUUUCAUGGUUGGCGAUUUUUUCAAUAUCAUUAAAACAAUCAAAAUACAUGUUGAUUGUAUCUUCUUAAGUCCUCCAUGGGGUGGACCAGAUUAUUUAAAACAAGAUAACUAUUCGUUAUCAUCUAUGACACCAGAUGGAUUCAACAUUUAUAAUGCUGCUAAAAAAUAUAUUACUCCAAACAUUGCUUUCCUUUUACCAAGAAAUAUUGACAGAGAUGAUUUAAAUUCACUUUUACAACCUGGAGAAUUCAUUGAAAUUGAACAAAAUUUAAUUAAUGAUAAACCCAAAACAGUUACAGCAUAUUUUGGUGAUCUUGCCAAACAAGAUUUGUUGCAAUCCUGAUACUUGAUUCAAAUCAAUGUUUCAUUUUUCGUCGUUCAUCUUUCAUAACAUAAUUGCAUUAUUAUAUCAUUUUAUGAUUGUUACAUUAUCCAUGUCCAUUUUUUAUUACCAAUCAUCUUGUGAUAUUAUUCAUAGAUGUUAUUAAUUAAAUUCACUUCAAAACAGUGAACUUGCUAUCAACUGCUUUUUGGUGUAAACUAAACGAAGUGAAAUCGAACCAUGAGGAAACAGCAGCAAUCAAAAAAGUCGCAAUUUACAAUCAAAUAGGGCAAUUAAGGUGACACAAAAGGGGGUCAACGAUAGUUUAUCAAAUUAAUGAGAGCAAAAAAGUAUCGGUUGACAAAAAUCAUUGAAGCUUGUUAAGUAAUGACAGCAAUAAUAAAAUGAUCUCAAACAAAUUGGUGGAAGAAAGGAGUAAAUGUAAAAAGUAAAUAGUGAAAGAGAAAGUUACAAUCAAAAGUUAACUGUUUACUGUAAACAUUAAUCAGGCUAAAUUGUUGGAGAGAAGGCAAAAAAAUAUGAUUUUUGGUGCUUGGCUGUUAUCAUCAGCACUUUCAUCAUUGUCGUCCUCGUCAAUUGUUAAGGUGAACUAUUAACUCAGUUCAUGGUAAUCAUUUGAGUUAACCUAACUCAAAUUGCGCUAAACAACUCUUAACCAAUUGUAGCUCUGUUUUAUUCCAGUUGGCUCAAUUAUUUACCCUGAGAAUAAAAAUUUAUUUUGAUUUUAAA
Tetranychus urticae (two-spotted spider mite) is the source of this 1672-nucleotide messenger RNA. RefSeq names its product trimethylguanosine synthase-like. The record is from RefSeq and is a predicted model, not a curated record. Gene Ontology annotation, molecular function: RNA cap trimethylguanosine synthase activity. Gene Ontology annotation, biological process: 7-methylguanosine cap hypermethylation. Lineage: Eukaryota; Metazoa; Arthropoda; Arachnida; Trombidiformes; Tetranychidae. Gene Ontology annotation, cellular component: nucleus.